CAACAACGAAAGGCAUUUAUACCUCGUCACCAACCCUCCCACUUUCUUCAAAGAGACUUCUGCUUGUCACAUCGUAUGCUGAGCAUUGAAUCUUCCACAAAGAACUUACGACGAAAUAUAUCACGCCACCAUGUCCGACUUCCCUUCCCUUCAGCCGGCCUUUACCGUUCGGGUCGUGAUUGAUGCUCCUUUGUCAGUCGGUGAUGCGAAGGGAAGCCCUUUGGCUAUUGUGCCUAUGACAAGCGGAACCGUCAAGAGCGAACCCGGUUUCGAGCCGAAACUCGACGCUGAGCUCCACGGUGUCGGAUAUGACUAUAUCCAUAAUGAUGCCAGCGGCGAGGCCAUGAGGCUGGACGUACGUUCUCAAGUCAAGAACAACGAUGGCACUAUCCUCGCAAUGUACUACAAGGGCACCGUCGCUCUCACAGACGGCGUCAAAGCCAUUCUGUCAGGCUCUCCCGAUGCAAAGACCACAGGCUUCGGAGACUCAUUCACCACCUUCACCUUCGAGACCGGCAACCCAGCCUACAAAGCGCUGGCGAACGGCACUUUCGUCGCCGCGGGCCAUUUCGUCAAAGAGCCGAACAGCAAGGAGGUCAUUGUCGAGUACAAGGUCAGUCUCGCGCGUGCAGGGUAAGAGGGACGUGCGGGGUUCUGCACUGUUAUGACACGGCAUGAAUCCGUGAAUGCUGGAGCGGAGCAUAGAGAGGAGUUGAUGAGACUAUCAGUACGAAAGGUCUCAAAGACAUGUUAUCUUAAGGAAAACAAGAAAGAAUCAUUAAGGAUGCUGUAUGAUUUGGGUAAGCAACCAGCGCCAAGCUGUAAGUCUGCACCAGACUCUUACGACUGGCGGAGGGGCUUCGAUGUAUAGCUCAUCGUGAUGAUUGCUUUACGAUCCCUCCUGUGGUCCUCCCUCAGGGAGACACGAGUAAGGUAGGAUCCCUCAAGCAGUGUUGAAGGGUGUACCCAAGAGCAGAAGCCCAGACCUCGAUUGCAGCCGAAAGACAAAGACCUCCUACCCUCUUCUGGCCCCCCUUCACGGCCUCACUCCAAGAAUUCCAUAUACCAAUUGCCCAUCCCCCC
Molecule: messenger RNA, 1083 nt
Organism: Mytilinidion resinicola
Lineage: Eukaryota; Fungi; Ascomycota; Dothideomycetes; Mytilinidiales; Mytilinidiaceae
Exons: 9
Coding region: 131-637 (168 amino acids)
Biological process (GO): nucleolar large rRNA transcription by RNA polymerase I
Cellular component (GO): RNA polymerase I core factor complex
Molecular function (GO): RNA polymerase I general transcription initiation factor binding; RNA polymerase I transcription regulatory region sequence-specific DNA binding
Source: RefSeq, a predicted model, not a curated record